This is a messenger RNA of Marmota flaviventris (yellow-bellied marmot), 903 nucleotides long. Its product is annotated as taste receptor type 2 member 143-like. Lineage: Eukaryota; Metazoa; Chordata; Mammalia; Rodentia; Sciuridae. Gene Ontology annotation, cellular component: membrane. The record is from RefSeq and is a predicted model, not a curated record. Gene Ontology annotation, molecular function: bitter taste receptor activity; G protein-coupled receptor activity. Gene Ontology annotation, biological process: detection of chemical stimulus involved in sensory perception of bitter taste; sensory perception of taste; G protein-coupled receptor signaling pathway.
AUGCCUUCCUCAACUACCUUGAUCUUCAUGGUCAUCUUCUGCCUGGAGUCAUUGGCUGCUAUGUUGCAGAAUGGCUUCGUGAUCACUGUGUUGGGCAGGGAGUGGGUGCGGUGCCAGGCACUGUCCGCAGGCGACAUGAUUGUGACCAGUCUCGCCGUCUCCCGGUUCUGCCUGCAUGGGAUGGGCAUCCUGAACAACUUCCUGGCCUCCUUUAAGUUUUGUUACCACAUUGGCUACCUCAACAUCUUCUGGAACUUCUUCAACAGUCUCUCUGUCUGGCUUACCUCCUGGCUUGCCGUCUUCUACUGUGUGAAGAUCUCGUCCUUUUCCCACCCUGUUUUCUUCUGGCUGAAGUGGAGGAUCUCUUGGUUAGUGCCCAGGCUGCUGGUGGGCUCCCUGAUCAUCUGUGGCCUGUCAGCCAGCUUCUUUGCCAUUGAACAAGCAGUUAAUCUUGAGACGAUCAACUCCCAGAAUCCCCACGGAAACUGUACUGCUGCUCCAGCAGUACUGACCUUCUCUCGGUACUACUUUUCAUGUAAUGUGGGGUUUAUGUGGCUCAUUCCAUUCCUUCUGUUCCUGGUGUCCAUCUUCUUGCUCAUGUUUUCUCUAUGCCGGCACAUGGGGCACAUGAGGAACGGCAGGCCUGGGCCUGGCGAUCCCAGCAUCCAGGCUCACAGCAUGGCUCUGAAGUCCCUUGCCUUCUUCUUUAUCUUCUACAACGUGUAUUUCCUGUCCCUGAUCAUUUCUGCUAUGAAAAUCACAACCAUCCAGAGUCACUGGCAUUGGGUCAGGGAAGUGCUAACCUACGCAAGCAUCUACCUGCACUCCCUCAUCUUGGUACUAAGCAGCCCCAAGCUGAGAAAGGCCCUGAAGAUGUGCCUCCUGUGUGCUGCCAGUUCAUAG